AUGUCCAACACAACAGGUAUGCACAUGCUCUGCCCCAUCCGCCUUCCUUGUAUCUACAACAGUCUCAGCACCUCAGAAACGGUUCAACAAUCGACAAUAACCGAAUCACCAACGAAUCCCACAGAAGCGCCGCGCACUUCCGUCGUUGAGAUAACGUCGACGAUCACAUCCGCACGAGUUGUACCUACAACCCAGGUCACAGCCUCAUCGAGCGAAUCUCCUACGCCUUCCGCUUUAUCAGCUGGAGAUCAAAGUGGUGGAAGUGGUGGCGGUCUCGGCACAGGUGGCACAAUCGCCAUCGCAGUCGUCAUACCGAUAGCCGCAAUCGCAGGACUGCUCAUAUUUGGUUUCUGGUUCUGGCGGAAACGCAAGGCAAGGAAGAAUGCCGAGGAGAUGCGGAAGAGCGAGAUGGCCGAGUACGGUUUCAAUCCCAAUAAUGACCCAACACUGGCUCCCGUAGGUGGUGCAUCGUACGCAGAAGAUCAGUCUGAGAUGACAGAGGACAACUCUGGAUAUCGAGGCUGGGGCGCAACAAACUCUGCUCGCAAUCCUAGCAACACAAAUGGCUCGCGGGGUCCCGGCUUCAGCGAUUCUGGCAGUCAGCCCGGUGGCCAGUACCCUAGCCCAAACGCGUAUUCGGAUGCAUACUCGGGCGAUCCGAUGCUCGGCCACGGUGAAGGCUAUGAUGGUGUCGGUGCUUUGGGUGGUGCGGCCGCUGCUGGUGCUGCCGCGGGUGUAGCACGAAAUCGCAGCCAGCAACACGGGAAUGGCGUCCACCGUGGUCCGUCAAAUGCAUCUUCGGCCUAUUCCAACCGGCCACCGUCAGAAGCGAGCUCAGACACCCCAAGCAUGCCGCAACCAUACUACGAACAGGAACAGCCAUAUAAUGACCACGGUGCAUAUGGAGAUGGCACAUACGGUGGCGGCGGACAGCCGGUCGUCAGAGAUGUGGAUGCCAGAAGGAAUACUCGCAUUGCACAGGCACCGAGCUACCCGACCGGGCAGGGCGGCAUCAGCCAAAACUUUUGA
Molecule: messenger RNA, 1029 nt
Organism: Cyphellophora attinorum
Lineage: Eukaryota; Fungi; Ascomycota; Eurotiomycetes; Chaetothyriales; Cyphellophoraceae
Exons: 2
Coding region: 1-1029 (342 amino acids)
Source: RefSeq, a predicted model, not a curated record